Molecule: messenger RNA, 7589 nt
Organism: Leopardus geoffroyi (Geoffroy's cat)
Lineage: Eukaryota; Metazoa; Chordata; Mammalia; Carnivora; Felidae
Product: WD repeat-containing protein 87-like
Exons: 6
Coding region: 73-7419 (2448 amino acids)
Molecular function (GO): protein binding
Source: RefSeq, a predicted model, not a curated record
CAGUUCCCUCAAUUUCCAGUCUCACAUCAGAUGUGAUUAAGUCAUGUUUACGUCCCACAGGUUCUGUGAGCCAUGAUGUCUGUAAAGUGCUGGAAUGUCACAAAGAUGGCACCGUCACCCAGACUUAUUCCUGAGUGGAAGGACUUGAAACUCUUCAUAAAUAAUAUGCUGAAGGAUCUAAAGUCUGCUGAGAAACCAAAGAAUGAGGUGAUUGUACUGAGUGACUGGCCUGAGACUCUGUACCAGGAGCCUCACCAUCCCCAGAGCAAGCCUUUCAUCUGCUUCUACUCCAUCAACAUCAACUAUUUCGUCUCCUUAAACUGGGUGGAACCAGAUUCAAACCCAAUACAGGCAGUACUUUGGAUACAGAAGAAAGAUACAGAAGCAGAAGGAACAAUGGAGAAGAUGAUGUUUUGUGUGAUGGAUCAAGUACCACCCAUUGAAGCAAUGGUCCACACAGGUUCCUACCACAUGUUAGUUGCUUACUGUGGUGAUAUGCACCUGUGGCUCUUUGGAGAUCACCAUCGAGCAUUCAUAUCCCUGGGCACAGUGCCCUGUCGUUUCUUCAUCAGCUGCCUCUGCUAUGACCCAGAAACGGAGGUGCUGCUGUCUGGUACCUUGGGGGCUGUGGUUACCUGGCUUAUCUUACCAAAUGGCAGGGACCUCCAGAUGGCACAAACAGUGCCCAUGUCUGGUCAUGAGCUUGUACAGGGCUUUUCCCUGAAUGGCCCCAAGGGGUCUCUCCUGGCCCUUUGUGAGAAUAAGGUAAGGGUCUUCACCCACCAGGGUCAGGGCCAGCUGAAAGAGGUAAGAAAGUUCACACCCAUAGGCAGUGGCUCUUCCAUCACCUGCUCCUUCACUUGUGUCUCUCAGGGAUAUUUCUAUGCUGGAAACAAGGAUGGAGAGAUCCAUGCUUGGGGUCUAGACCAGGGUAACUUCCUCCACAGCUUCCAGGCCCAUUCUUCAUCAGUUAUAUGUGUUCACAGCCGGCCAGAGAUCCACACCUUACUGACAGCAGGCCGAGAAGGCACAGUAAGGGAAUGGAACCUUGCUGUUGGGAACUUGCUGCGGCAGCUGGAUAUUGGUGACGGUCUGCGGCAACUGCAGUUUAUUGAUAACACCACUUUUUUCUGCCAGACUACCCACGCUUUCUCACUGCACCACCUGCCUUAUUUUUAUAACCUCUUCAAUGUCUGUGGUUCUGCUCCUGAGCAGGUGCACCGGGUCUGCUGUGGCCGAAAUUGGACUCGGAUCCUGUGUGCCACUAAGGAUGGUUUGUUGCGCUUCCUGUCUCCAGUGACAGGAGAUCUCCUGGUUCUCACCUGGCCUCUGCUUGUCAUGGAUAAGGCUGUGGCUUGGGCCUAUGACCCAGACAAUGAGGAGCUCUUUGUGGCAACAGGCAGCUCAGAGGUGCUGGUGCUUGAUGCAACGCGCUCGCCUUGCACAGCCAAGUAUAUGGUAUGCACUUCAGUAAACUCUAGGGACAGAGUAAGUUGCCUGGCCUAUGCACAGUCCCAUUUGGGUAUGGGCCUAGUAGGACUGAUGUUCUGUGGGCAUGACAGUGGCAUUGUGAGAAUCCUCUCCCACUAUAGCUAUGCCCGAAUAGAAAAGGCUGUUCAUUCUGGAGCAGUUUUGGCCCUGUCUACCCUGGAAGGUCCCCAGGAAAACUCCUUGCUCUGUUCCUAUGGCAUGGAUAAUACUGUAUACCUGACAGAAGCUUUGCUGUGGAAGAACAAGGUAAUCCUGCAGUCCAUAAGCAAAAUUCUCUGUAGUUGCCCCCUACAACACGUGAUACUGCUGCCGGGUUCUGUGGGUGCCAUCACUGACAACCACUGCUGGCGUCUCUGGCACUAUCAAGAUUUUCUGCAAUCUGCAGAAUCAAAACAAAGCUCUAUGUUUGAAGAGACAAAAUGCCUGCACCGGUGUGCCAUCACUUCAUUUGAUGUCUGCUCCUCCCUGAAACUUUUUGUCACAGGGGGCAUUGAUGGCUCAGUCCGGAUCUGGGACUUCCAUGGUAGACUCAUAACUGAGUUGGAUUCAGCACUGCAUUUUGGUCCACUCUGCUUUGCCAAUAAUCGGGGUGACCUGCUUUUGACUUUCAACCAGAGUCUUUACCUGGUAUCAUGCUUAAAAUUGCUCCCUCCUGCUCGGCUGAUUCACCUAGCUAUCCUAAAUAAUGCAGAUGAAAUACAAGAAGACCCUAAACUCUUUCUGCCUAGCUUCUUCUUUUCUUUUGAAAUAGUACUUGUACCCAAAUUUGUCUAUCUUGGACAAGGGCUGCAGGAAUUACAGGGGCUAGAGGCCCUUGUUAACAAACGGGUCAUUGCCUUUGACAAUACUGUGCCCCAUGUUGUAGAGGAAGAGAGACGUAUGCCUUCUCUGAUUCAAGUGGAACCCAAAUUACAUUUUUUGGAGGAUAAGGAUAUUGCUUUUUCUAUUCCUGACCCCAAGCAUAAUCAUCCCCCACAUGUGGUUCCUGCUCAACUACGGCUGGCUGGCUGGAAUGGGUUGAACCCCUAUCAUAAACUGCAUGGCUUCUUUGGUAAAGGGCGGCAAUGGCCCUUUGCUCCUGAUGGCUACAUCCCCAACUCAGUUAUCCGUGCCUGCCUUUGGCCUGACGGUACCCCAGUCUUCUUACGCCAUGACCUGUACCCAUCCUACCGAGAUAUAGACUGGGACGUGACUGAACCCAUCAGACACCAGACACUGUCACCUAUGCCUCUAUCAGAAGAGAACAUCUCAAUGAGGAGAGAGAGGGAUAAAUCCAAGUGGUGGAAACGAACAUUCUAUGAUGUUCUAACAAGCUUGAUAAACCGAAAUUGGGCAGGAAGAAAACUUGAUGAAGGACUUCUAAAUAAUUUAAUUGAGGCAAUCCUCAGCCUCACAGUUUACUGUUCUAUAGACCAGUACACGACAUAUAUUAGUGCCCUGGCACAAAUUUUUGCCACUUACCAAGUAUCUCCAAGGUUGUGCUCUGAGACUGCCUGUCGCCUGCUGGAAGAUACACUCCAUCCCAACCCAUGCAUCCGUGAGCUAGCCUGGGAGGGGCUAGAUAUGCUUGGCAUCAUGAGCCAUCUCUUUGCUGUUCCACUGAGUCUGGGAUUGAUGGACAGUGAUGAAAAUGUGCGGGCUAAGGCUUUGUACCUUAUGAUAAGAGUCACAGGCAUCCAAAGUAAGAGCAUGCUGGUAGGCCUGCUGAAGGAACAAGAAACCCUCCAAAAAAUGCAGCGGGAACUUAUUGGAGAAACCUCUCUGGACCAGCUGCUGGGGAUCCAAGCUAACGACAUCCAGUGCCUGCUUACACGGGUGGAGCAGCAGCUAAAUGAAAACCUGACCUUGUCACACAGAGACCAACAACCUCCUUUUUCUUUAGACAUAUCAAUGGAUGGUGAACCUGAGACCUUUGUCAAACGAACAUUCAUACCUGAAGAGAUCACCAAACGAAAGAAAAGAAUGACAUAUGUUCAAGAAAAGAGAGAAAGUCUUAUUAAAAAGGACCUGAGAGUUUCCAGAAAGAAGAGAGAGACAGAGCUUGUAAAAUUUAGCUCUAUGUUGGUGCCUUCAGAGGAUGAAGGUGAACAGAGAGAGGCCAAGAAAUCAGAGCUAAUUGACACUGAGGAUGUUGCCUUAGAGCCAGAGCUGCCACUAAGUACUUUCAGCCCAGCCAAAUCUAAAGAGGUUGCUGAAUCAAAGGAGGUCAUGACAGAAGCUACAGAAGCUAUGGAAGCCACAGAAGAAGGAAGAGGCCACAUGGCAGUCACGGAGGCAGUGGAAGCCACACAGAUUAUGAAGGCCAUAGAUCAACAUGACAUGAAAGAUUAUGGAGAGAUAUUCCCUAAGCUGGAAAGACAAGAACACAUGAAAAGACUCUGGGAAAGGGCAGUGGAAAAAAGCCGUGAAAAAGUAGCUGCGAAGUUGAAACAGAAAGAAAAUUUGAAAGAUAUUUCAAAGAUGACUGCAGAAGAGCCCAAAGAAAAAGUCAUGCAGAUUGCUGAGCAAGAAAAAGAUACAAGGAAGAAACUUGGAAAGGGUGGCCAAGGUUUGGCUGGUGCCCCUGGACACACAGAUGAAUCAGACACCAGGUCUUGGCGGAAUGACAUUUGCUAUCUUGCCACCUCAAGGAUAGCAAGUUCCCAUCCAGGAAUGUUAAGGGAUCUGGGUCAAGAAUUGGUGGACUUGGCUCGGGUGAUUCUUGCUCCCCAAGAGCCCAGUUGGGAUCUAUUCCAAGAGAUCUGCCCCCUUUUAAAGGACUCCUCAGAAUUGGAGGAAAGAGUGGUAGAAGAACCAUCCACUAUAACAGAAAAGGUGGAUAAAGAGAUUGUCGAGGAAGAAGUGACAGAGUUGGGAAGACAAAGGGGAAAAGAAGCAUUAGAGAAGGACAAGGCAUUUUCUCAAGUCAAGAAAAAGAAAGUUGCUUUCUUAGAUAAACUAGCCUUACAGAAAAGGAAAUUAAAAAAAGAAGCACGGGGACUGGCCAGGCAAGAUGGGAAAAUAGCUGAGGAAGAAAGGAAACUGAGUAAGCCAGAGAAGAAAUUAAUUCAGGGUAAGGAGAAACUGAUCCAGGAUAUGAAGAAACUGACUCAUCAGAAAGAAAAAAUAGUUUGGGAGGAAAAACUACUGGCUUAUCCACAAAAGACAUUAACCAAGGAAGAGCAGAAGUUAGUUUUAGGAGAAAAGAAAGAUACUGGAAAAGGGAAAAAACGACUAGGGGAAAGAAAGAGAGUUACCCAGAAAGAGGGGAGGGCAGCCCUGAAAAGGAGUAAGUGGGACUGGGAGAAGAUUAUGAUGGCCCAUGAAGAAGACAUGUGGCCCCAGGAAGAGGUGUUGCCUGUCUGGGGAGAGAGGAAAUUGUCCCAGGAAGAGGAAGAGCUGUGUGAGGAAGAUGAGCUGAGUGAGGAAGAGGAGGAGCCCUGUGAGGAAGAGGAGUUCAGUGAGGAAGAGCCAACUGAGGAAGAAGAGGAACUGGCCUGGGAUGAAGAGGAACUAAUUCUGUACUUAAAGAAACCAGUUAAAGGUAGGAAGAAAAAGUCCCACAAAAAGAAGAAACACAUUCAAGGUAUAGAGAAACAUGUUGAAGAAGAGGCCCAGAAAAGGGGGGAAUUAGCCCAGGAAGAGGAACAUUUGUCUAGCGAAGAGGAGGGACUGUCUGGGGAAGAAGAAAAACAGGCAUCAGAAAAGGGCAGCUUGGCAGAGCAAGAAAUUAAAUUGACCACAGAGAAGAAUAAAUGGUUAAAAAAGAAAAAAGAGGCCUAUAAAAAGAAACAAAUCCAAGAAAAUGAAAAACAAGUUGGGAAACAGGAGAAAGAAGACCAGAAAGAGGAGGAGGAGAGCCUGAGCCAGGAGGAGAGCCUGAGCCAGGAGGAAAUGGAGAAGAUAGAGAAAAGGGAGAAGGAGGAGGAAAGACAGAAGGAUGGGGAAAGCAGACUUAUGGAGGUGAUACUCCCAGAAGAGGGAGUAUUGAAAACAGAGCUCUCCAAGGAGGAAGUGAGCUUAUCAAAGCUAACAAUAGAAGAUGAGUCUCUUGCUGAGAAAAGAAAAGGUACAACUAGAAGGAAAAUGCCUUUUAAGAAAGAAAGAUUGCUUGAUGGAAAGAGAGAUCCCAUACUUAGGGAUAAAGUCAUGUGGCCAACAGUUCUGAAAAGCCCCUUCAAAAUGCCACUCCCAGUAGCUCUGGAAAAACAGAGAAUGCCCAGGAAAGUGUUAGGGGAUCAUUUAGAUUUGAAAGGUCAGGAAAGUCAACUUCUUGGAGCACACCCUGAGACAAGUUCUUGGAGAAGACAAGAGGAUGUGCUCUUGGAGAAAGCUAGGGGUAUGUUUUUACAAGGGAGGGGAACAGGCUUACAGGCCCAGAUCCCAGAAGGGCUCCAUAGGCCAGAGUCCCAUUUAUCUGAUAUGAUCAGGAAACCACAGAAACCUGAACAUAGACCCAAAGGUGACAUGUGGAAGUGGUUCUUGAAGUCCCGGGAUUUGCCAAUGGGGAAAACUGAGGGCCAGGUCGUAGGCCCAGCCCUAGCCUCAGCCCCAUCCCUUACGUCUGCACCAGCUGAAAGGCCACGCUACUCAGAAGCAAGCUUCUCAGAUGAGGACUGGAUUAAAAAUGCCUUAAUAAGGCUGGAAGCGGGAGAGCAGCUUUCCAGGAACAGUUUCCAAAGACUGCACCAGCUCCUCAGAAACUUCACUUCAAAGGGAUACUUGAAAUGGAUGCAUCUAUACAAUCUUAAAGCCAUUGCUAAACACUUCAGGAAGAACCUAGAAGUAAGUCAUGCAGACAUAUCACAACCCUAUAAGGAUGUUUUGAGUCCAGUGCACUUAAAAGGGAUCCCUCCAAUUAGAAGAAAAGAAAAAUGGAGCCGGCUAGAGCCAUUCCCUGUUGUUGAAGCAGUGUUACCAUUGGCUGCCACAAGGCCUCAAACCCCACACCGUCUCAGUUGGCCUCUCUUAGAUGAGUCCUACAGGAAGAAGCAGGCACAACAGUUAUCUUCUGCUGUUAAGCAGAUGUUGAACCUUUAUCCAGUCAGAAAGGAUGUUCCUACAACGGUCUAUCCCUCUGUGGAUAUAAAAUCCCUGGACUUGAUAUUCCAGAAAGACUUCCAGGUCUUGAGGGAGAAAGGAGAGCUCUCCAAAUUUCACAAGGCAGAGAAGGAAGCACUGCCCAUCCCUUCACCAGUAUUCCCAUCAACCACCAAGAGGAUUCCAGUCCCAAAGGCUAUAAACUGGCAUUUUUUAGGAGAACCUUACAGGAGUGCUCGGGUACAGCAGUUAUCCAAUGCCCUCAAAGAGAUGGAAAUGCAACACUUUUAUCCUAUCAUGCGUGAGAUUUUCACAGGUGCCCAUGACUCUGUGGACAAACAAACUCUAGCUUUGAUGUUUCAGAAGGAUCUCAGAGCUUUUAAGGGAAAAGACAGGCCCCUCACAUUGCCCAAGUUGAAGAAGGCGCAGCCCGUCUCUAAGAAAAAGGAAAAGCUGCCUCGAUGGGAGACAUUUGUGGCACUCUACUAUGUUUUGCGGACAUUGCAGCAACGAUAUGCAAAAGACUGCACUGCUUGGAUGGAACAGUUUUACCAACUCAUGGAUCUGUACCAAUUUAAGUCCCCCCAAAUCCAGAGGCUCCUACUACAGUUGCUGCAGAGAGAGGCACUCCAACCUCAAGAGACCAUCUACAAAAAGGCCCUGAAAGCCAAGGAGCUGGUACUUGGUGAACGGUUGUUCUAUGGCCUGUUUUGUGGUCAUUCUUGUGCCCCUGCAGGUCCUCUCAAGUUCCAUGAUGUUGUACCUCUGCCUGGGAAGAGCAAGGUGCAUACUAUCCAACCUGUGGGCAUUGCCCAGUAUGGGUUCCUAGAACUUGCCUGGAAAAGUCUACCCCAAGUCAGUCCUUACCUUAUUGAGAGGCUGCCCAACAUCUCUACUCCAACUCUAUGAUUUGGCCUAACAUUAGGACUUUGGGACCUUGCUGGGAAAUAAGCCUGGCCAUAGAUUUUAAGCCUCCUGUACCCACUUCAAGGUGGGCCUAAACAAGUAUUUGUAUUCAUUUGGCUCCAGAAACCUGCUACCUUGUACUGAAUAAAAUGACAUUUCUCAUUUGUAACAAA